Molecule: messenger RNA, 4725 nt
Organism: Gorilla gorilla gorilla (western lowland gorilla)
Lineage: Eukaryota; Metazoa; Chordata; Mammalia; Primates; Hominidae
Product: neuroblastoma breakpoint family member 1
Source: RefSeq, a predicted model, not a curated record
GUGAGACUAGGGUGCCUGUGUUUCAGCAAAGCCUGGGCAAUUGGAAUGCAGGGCUCCUAAGAUUCCAUGACACCCCCACCUUCUAAUUCUGUUAUUGCAACUGCAGACGGUUGCCUGGCACGCUGGCCACAAUCUACCUCACUCUUAUCAGAGUCUGAGCUACUGGCAGUGCUUUCAGCUCUGAGUUCAGGCACCUCGAACCUUGUUUUUGUGGUGAAGGAUCCUAAAGUGCUGUGGGGAGUGAUCACAUUUUUCACAACAUCCCUGGCUCCACCUCUCCUGCCACAAACAUCAGCAUGGUGGUAUCAGCCGGCCCUUGGUCCAGCGAGAAGGCAGAGAUGAAUAUUCUAGAAAUCAAUGAGAAAUUGCGCCCCCAGCUGGCAGAGAACAAACAGCAGUAUGUAACUCAACUGGCCGGCUUCCUAGCCAACCGACAGAAGAAAUACGAGUAUGAAGAGUGCAAAGACCUCAUAAAAUCUAUGCUGAGGAAUGAGUGACAGUUCAAGGAGGAGAAGCUUGCAGAGCAGCUGAAGCAAGCUGAGGAGCUCAGGCAAUAUAAAGUCCUGGUUCACUCUCAGGAAUGAGAGCUGACCCAGUUAAGGGAGAAGUUACGGGAAGGGAGAGAUGCCUCCCGCUCAUUGAAUCAGCAUCUCCAGGCCCUCCUCACUCCGGAUGAGCCAGACAAGUCCCAGGGGCAGGACCUCCAAGAACAGCUGGCUGAGGGGUGUAGACUGGCACAGCACCUUGUCCAAAAGCUCACCCCAGAAAAUGACGAAGAUGAGGAUGAAGAUGUUCAAGUCGAGGAGGCUGAGAAAGUGCUAGAAUCAUCUCCCCCCAGGGAGGUGCAGAAGGCUGAAGAAAGCAAAGUCCCUGAGGACUCACUGGAGGAAUGUGCCAUCACUUGUUCAAAUAGCCACGGCCCUUGUGACUCCAACCAGCCUCACAAGAACAUCAAAAUCACAUUUGAGGAAGACAAAGUCAACUCAACUCUGGUUGUAGACAGAGAAUCCUCUCAUGAUGAAUGUCAGGAUGCUCUAAACAUUCUCCCAGUCCCUGGCCCCACCUCUUCUGCCACAAAUGUCAGCAUGGUGGUAUCAGCCAGCCCUUUGUCCAGCGAGAAGGCAGAGAUGAACAUUCUAGAAAUCAAUGAGAAAUUGCGCCCCCAGCUGGCAGAGAACAAACAGCAGUUCAGAAACCUCAAAGAGAAAUGUUUUGUAACUCAAGUGGCCUGCUUCCUGGCCAAGCAGCAGAACAAAUACAAAUAUGAAGAGUGCAAAGACCUCAUAAAAUCUAUGCUGAGGAAUGAGCGACAGUUCAAGGAGGAGAAGCUUGCAGAGAAGCUGAAGCAAGCUGAGGAGCUCAGGCAAUGUAAAGUCCUGGUUCACUCUCAGGAACGAGAGCUGACCCAGUUAAGGGAGAAGUUACGGGAAGGGAGAGAUGCCUCCCACUCAUUGAAUCAGCAUCUCCAGGCCCUCCUCACUCCGGAUGAGCCAGACAAGUCCCAGGGGCAGGACCUCCAAGAACAGCUGGCUGAGGGGUGUAGACUGGCACAGCACCUUGUCCAAAAGCUCAGCCCAGAAAAUGACAACGAUGACGAUGAAGAUGUUCAAGUUGAGGUGGCUGAGAAAGUGCAGGAAUCGUCUGCCCCCAGGGUGAUGCAGAAGGCUGAAGAAAAGGAAGUCCCUGAGGACUCACUGGAGGAAUGUGCCAUCACUUGUUCAAAUAGCCAUGGCCCUUAUGACUCCAACCAGCCACAUAGGAAAACCAAAAUCACAUUUGAGGAAGACAAAGUCGACUCAACUCUCAUUGGCUCAUCCUCUCAUGUUGAAUGGGAGGAUGCUGUACACAUUAUCCGAGAAAAUGAAAGUGAUGAUGAGGAAGAGGAAGAAAAAGGGCCAGUGUCUCCCAGGAAUCUGCAGGAGUCUGAAGAGGAGGAAGUCCCCCAGGAGUCCUGGGAUGAUGGUUAUUCGACUCUCUCAAUUCCUCCUGAAAUGUUGGCCUCGUACCAGUCUUACAGCAGCACAUUUCACUCAUUAGAGGAACAGCAAGUCUGCAUGGCUGUUGACAUAUGCAGACAUCGGUGGGAUCAAGUGAAAAAGGAGGACCAAGAGGCAACAGGUCCCAGGCUCAGCAGGGAGCUGCUGGAUGAGAAAGAGCCUGAAGUCUUGCAGGACUCUCUGGAUAGAUGUUAUUCAACUCCUUCAGGUUAUCUUGGACUGACUGACUCAUGCCAGCCCUACAGAAGUGCCUUUUACAUAUUGGAGCAACAGCGUGUUGGCUUCACUCUUGACAUGGAUGAAAUUGAAAAGUACCAAGAAGUGGAAGAAGACCAAGACCCAUCAUGCCCCAGGCUCAGCAGGGAGCUGCUGGAUGAGAAAGAGCCUGAAAUCUUGCAGGACUCACUGGAUAGAUGUUAUUCAACUCCUUCAGGUUAUCUUGAACUGCCUGACUUAGGCCAGCCCUACAGAAGUGCUGUUUACUCAUUGGAGGAACAGUACCUUGGCUUGGCUCUUGACGUGGACGGAAUUAAAAAGGACCAGGAAGAGGAAGAAGACCAAGGCCCACCAUGCCCCAGGCUCAGCAGGGAGCUGCUGGAGGUAGUAGAGCCUGAAGUCUUGCAGGAUUCACUGGAUAGAUGUUAUUCAACUCCUUCCAGUUGUCUCGAACAGCCUGACUCCUGCCAGCCCUAUGGAAGUUCCUUUUAUGCAUUGGAGGAAAAACAUGUUGGCUUUUCUCUUGACGUGGGAGAAAUUGAAAAGAAAGGGAAGGGGAAGAAAAGAAGGGGAAGAAGAUCAAAGAAGAAAAGAAGAAGGGGAAGAAAAGAAGGGGAAGAAGAUCAAAACCCACCAUGCCCCAGGCUCAAUGGCGUGCUGAUGGAAGUGGAAGAGCCUGAAGUCUUGCAGGACUCACUGGAUAGAUGUUAUUCGACUCCAUCAAUGUACUUUGAACUACCUGACUCAUUCCAGCACUACAGCAGUGUGUUUUACUCAUUUGAGGAACAGCACAUCAGCUUCGCCCUUGACGUGGACAAUAAGUUUUUUACUUUGAUGGUGACAAGUCUCCACCUGGUCUUCCAGAUGGGAGUCAUAUUCCCACAAUAAGCAGCCCUUACUCAGCCGAGAGAUGUCAUUCCUGCAGGCAGGACCUAUAGGCACAUGAAGAUUUGAAUGAAAGUAUAGUUCCAUUUGGAAGCCCAGACAUAGGAUGGGUCAGUGGGCAUGGCUCUAUGCCUAUUCUCAGACCAUGCCAGUGGCAACCUGUGCUCAGUCUGAAGACAAUGGACCCACGUUAGGUGUGACACAUUCACAUAACUGUGCAGCACAUGCCGGGAGUGAUCAGUCAGACAUUUUAAUUUGAACCACGUAUCUCUGGGUAGCUACAAAAUUCCUCAGGGAUUUCAUUUUGCAGGCAUGUCUCUGAGCUUCUAUAUCUGCUCAAGGUCAGUGUCAUCUUUUGUUUAGCUCAUCCAAAGGUGUUACCCUGGUUUCAAUGAACCUAACCUCAUUCUUUGUGUCUUCAGUGUUGGCUUGUUUUAGCUGAUCCAUCUGUAACACAGGAGGGAUCCUUGGCUGAGGAUUGUAUUUCAGAACCACCAACUGCUCUUGACAAUUGUUAACCCGCUAGGCUCCUUUGGUUAGAGAAGCCACAGUCCUUCAGCCUCCAAUUGGUGUCACUACUUAGGAAGACCACAGCUAGAUGGACAAACAGCAUUGGGAUGCCUUAGCCUUGCUCCUCUCAAUUCCAUCUUGUAGAGAACAGGAGUCAGGAGGUCCACUGGCAGGAGACAGCAUGUCACCCAGGACUCUGCCUGUGCAGAAUAUGAACAAUGCCAUGUUCUUGCAGAAAACGCUUAGCCUGAGUUUCAUAGGAGGUAAUCACCAGACAACUGCAGAAUGUAGAACACUGAGCAGGACAACUGACCUGUCUCCUUCACAUAGUCCGUAUCACCACAAAUCACACAACAAAAAGGAGAAGAGAUAUUUUGGGUUCAAAAAAAGUAAAAAGAUAAUGUAGCUGCAUUUCUUUAGUUAUUUUGAACCCCAAAUAUUUCCUCAUCUUUUUGUUGUUGUCAUGGAUGGUGGUGACAUGGACUUGUUUAUAGAGGACAGGUCAGCUGUCUGGCUCAAUGAUCUACAUUCUGAAGUUGUCUGAAAAUGUCUUCAUGAUUAAAUUCAGCCUAAACGUUUUGCCGGGAACACGGCAGAGACAAUGCUGUGAGUUUCCAACCUCAGCCCAUCUGUGGGCAGAGAAGGUCUAGUUUGUCCAUCACCAUUAUGAUAUCAGGACUGGUUACUUGGUUAAGGAGGGAUCUAGGAGAUCUGUCCCUUUUAGAGACACCUUACUUACAAUGAAGUACUUGGGAAAGCGGUUUUCAAGAGUAUAAAUAUCCUGUAUUCUAAUGAUCAUCCUCUAAACAUUUUAUCAUUUAUUAAUCAUCCCUGCCUGUGUCUAUUAUGAUAUUCAUAUCUCUACACUGGAAAUUUUGGGUCUCAAUUUUUACUGUGCCUUUGUUUUUACUAGUGUCUGCUGUUGCAAAAAGAAGAAAACAUUCUCUGCCUGAGUUUUAAUUUUUGUCUGAAGUUAAUUUUAAUCUAUACAAUUAAAACCUUUUGCCUAUCACUCUGGACUUUUGGAUUGUUUUUUACAUUCAGUGUUAUAAUAUUUGAUUAUGCUGAUUGGUUUUGGUGGGUACUGAUGCGAAUUAAUAAAAACAUUUCAUUUCCA